Messenger RNA from Zophobas morio, 1933 nucleotides. RefSeq lists its product as uncharacterized. The transcript has 3 exons. Bases 96 to 1577 code for a protein of 493 amino acids. The record is from RefSeq and is a predicted model, not a curated record. NCBI's taxonomy places the organism in Eukaryota, Metazoa, Arthropoda, Insecta, Coleoptera, Tenebrionidae. Gene Ontology annotation, cellular component: extracellular matrix.
UAUAGAAAUGAAAGUGAUCUCUGUAUUUCUUUCAGUGCCAAUGUUAAGCUCCUAAGACAAGGUCGAUCCAGAAGUGCCGGCGUUGAAUCACGAAAAUGAAGACCCUGAGUAUUUUCGCCAUCUGUGUUUUGCUAAAAGUGUCGCAAGGGAAAGAGCCCCAGGUGUACGAACACGUCGACGACCAACUCCAGGUGGAAUCUAACACCAGAGUAGUCCGCGAACCCGUCAACCAACAGCGACCGAAAGUGUACAAACCUCCCGUUUUCCGGUACCACGAUACAGCCCAACAGGACCAACGGAGGUUCCGCUAUGCCCAGCAGCAGCGCAUCGACAUGCAAAACAUCCUAAGGAAAAGCAAAAUGGUCCAACCGGAAGCCCCUCUGCGAGUGUCGUUAGUGCAAAAUUGGAAAGCCAUUGACCCCUCGGUUUCUUCGUCGACAGUCGAACAAAAUUACCAACUUCCGGAAGAAGAAAAAGUUAACGCGACAGUUUUGAGCAGAGUAGCGCCUUCGUCGACGAAAAAACCCGUAACGAGCAGGAAAUUGAAGCCCAGUAGCUACUACGAGGACUUCGGGGAGAAAAUCAAACGCCAAGACAACAACCAGAUCGUUUACGUCGAUCCAGAGUUGGUCAAAAAUCGCAGGUCGGAGUAUGAUUUGAACGCUCUUAAUGCUUUAGUAGGGCAAAACCCUAGUAAUCAGCUUGAGGGGCUAAAACGUCUGCUGCAAUCACCCCAGUCCAAUUUCAUCCUUCCUCCAAUCAAAGGGCCUUUAGCUCAUCCAAUCACCGAACAGAACCACGAUAUUCCCAACCCGAAUACCCACCCCAACAUUGAUACUAGCGUUUCCAUUGAUUCGAUUCAGUCUCAGUUGGACGAAGCCGCGAAGGCUCAACUCGCGAAAGCUUUGGCUGAAGCCCAACAACAAGCCCAGCAACAAGUGGAAGCCCAACAUAGAGCCAUUGCUAAGGCACAGGCCGAAGUCCAGAAGAAGGUUCUAGCUCAAAUCGCUCUUCAUAAUCAAGGGCUCAAACCUAUUCAGCCUGUGACGCAGCAGGUUACGCAGCCUCUGAAGCAGCCUGUGGCUCUACCGUUGAAGCAGCCUGUGGCUCUACCGCUAAAGCAGCCUGUGGCUUUACCGUUGAAGCAGGAAGUGGUACCUGUGAAUCUGUACGCCCCGAAUCACAGUCAUCAACAUCAGAAAAUUCAAGAACCCAAGUUGAAGAAAAUCAGUAUUACGAAGACGCAUCCGGUCACGCAGGGUCGUCAGAGUCCUAACACUUAUCAAGAAGUGGUUUUAGAGACUCAGCACAACCAGAAGGUUCUUCCAGGUGUUAACCAGCUGAAGUUUGCAGACAAUGUCGAUGAACACCAAUACGCAGCUCGCUACGCUUUCGGCUACAAAAUACGGGACGUGAAAAUGGGCAACGAAUUCGGACACGAAGAGAAACGCGACGGCGAAAACGCAAAAGGGCUGUACCAUGUCCUUCUACCAGAUGGGCGGAUGCAGAAAGUGGAAUAUUACGCCGACCCCAGCGGCUACCACGCGAAAGUGACGUACGAAAACCUUGCACAUUAGGAGUAAUUGGUUACGAGUGACGAGUACUUAAGAGGAUAAAUGGGUUUUGCUGAAAUCGGUGCUAACAUGCUUGAAAAGCUCUUGUAGCGAGUGUUGUCAAUAUUUAGCACGGGAUAAUUUAGAUUUAGUGUAGGUCGGUUACAUCAAGUUUUUAUUUUGUGGAGAUAGGCAACCCAUUAUACACACGAAGAUUAACUUUAGUCUUGUAAUUUUUUUUCAGGUGAACGCAUUCUCUACGGUUAUUUAUUAUUUUAUUAAACUCGUGUUUAUCUGCAUUUAUUCGCUAAGCCAAAUUUUAAUUCGUUGACGGGAGACGUGCAAUAAUGUUUAGACUGACUCGAAAAUAUUUCUUUACC